Molecule: messenger RNA, 2655 nt
Organism: Ordospora pajunii
Lineage: Eukaryota; Fungi; Microsporidia; Ordosporidae
Product: insulinase
Exons: 1
Coding region: 1-2655 (884 amino acids)
Biological process (GO): proteolysis
Molecular function (GO): metal ion binding; metalloendopeptidase activity
Source: RefSeq, a predicted model, not a curated record
AUGAAAAAGAUAAUGAAGAAAGAGAUUUUGAAAAGUUUGGUGGAUACAGCGGAAUACGAAUACAUGGAGCUGUCCAACGGCAUAAGGGCGAUUGUUGCAUCGGAUCCUGCUCUUGACAAGUGCAGCUGUGCAGUGUCUGUUAAGGUUGGGUCGUUUAGCGAUCCUGAGUAUGCUCAAGGGCUUGCACACUUCCUGGAGCACAUGCUGUUUAUGGGGACUGAGGAAUAUCCUGGGGAAGACGAGUUUGAUUGUUUUCUGAACCAGAACAAUGGAUCAUUCAAUGCGAUUACGUGGGGAGAGGUGACUGAGUAUUUUUUUGACAUAUCGCCAAAUGCGUUUGAGGAGGGAGUAUACAGGCUUGCGGACUUUUUCAAAGCGCCUCUGCUGCGCCAAGAUGCAGUAGAAAGGGAGGUAUCUGCAGUGAAUGCGGAGUUUAUGAAUGGGCUGAAUAGAGAUGUAUGGAGGAUACAGAGGAUGAUUGAAAGGCUCAGCAAUGAUGAAGAGCCAUUGAAGAACUUCAGUGUUGGAAACUAUGACACACUGAGACAUGAAGGGAUAUGGGAGGAGGCAAGGGCGUUCUGGGCAAAGCAUUAUAGCAGUGAGAAGAUAUGUGUGGUGAUGUAUGGAAACCAGAGCAUUGGCGAGAUGACGAGGUAUCUGAGCAGGUUUGAGGGAGUGCAAAGAAGAACAAUAUCUGAGGCAUCUGGUAGCACGAAAGAACCGAGCAUUAAGCAGGAAGAGAAGAGGAGUGUGUUUAAGGACGAGUAUUUGAACAGAUGGAUCAAGAUACAGCCGGUGGCAGAUGUGAAGAAGGUCAUGGUGACAAUUACGGUUCCGUCUGGAUACAAGAUGUUUAGGAAGAAUCCGUAUGGAUAUGUGCUAGGGAUGCUUGAGAGGAGCGAUGAGAGAGGAUUUGUUUGCGGAGUGAAGGACCGGGGGCUUGUGCUGUCUGUAGAUGUGGAGGUGCAGGACUAUAGUGAUUAUUCUCUGUUUGUGGUUAGUAUGUUUGUGUCUGAGGAGGGCGGAAGGAGAAUGAAGGAAGUGCUGGAGGGUUUUGUGCAGUAUCUGAAGGGGAUGAAAGUGAGCGAAGAAGAGUACGAGGAGCUGAGGAGGAGGAACGAGAGGGUGUUUAGGUACAGCGAAAGGCAGGAAAUGACUGAUCAGGUAAGCAAUCUUGUGAGGAGCAUGCAAUUUUAUCCGGUUGAGAAUGCUUUGAACAAUGGAUACUGCUUUGAAGGGUUUGACGAAGAAGAGAUACGAGGAGUGGUUUUGAGGAUGUGUGAUGUUUCUCAGUGGCUAGUGUUUGAUGUGCAGAAGGAUGAAGAAGAGAAGUAUAGGGAGACUGAAGAAAUAUAUGGAAUAAAAUACGAUGUGGGAGAGCAGGUAUUUGCAGAAUUGGCGUAUGUGAUAAACACGGUGCAGGCUGAUGCAGAUGAAUGUGUUGUUAGGUUGGAUGAUGUCAGAGUGAUGGGCAUGGAUGGAGAUGGAUAUAAGGAGAUGAAGCAGGUUGAAAGAGACAACGGAAAGCUUGUGUACUUGUUUGAUGAGUCAUACAGGGUUCCAAAGGUGUUCGUUGGAUGUAUGCUGAAGUUUGGAUAUGAAAGGAAGGAUGUGGUGAAUCUUAUGUUUUUAGUUAAUAAGGCACAGGAUGUGUUUUUCAAGAAGUAUGGGAAGCUGGUAUAUGCGACGGAUGCCAGCAUUGAUGCGCACGUGUGCCUGGAGGGAAUAGAAGUGGUGGUGGAGGGAUUUACUGAUGUAGUGAAGAGUGUGCUGGAGGUAUUUUUUGAUGUUUUAUUUGAGGAGGAGAGUGAAUGCAGAAGCGGGAUGAUAACGGAGGACAUGAUGAAUAUGCUGGAGAAUGAAAGAACCAAGAGUCCGUAUGCAUUGUGUAUGCAUGGCCUGAUGACGAUGAAGGUUGAUGGAUACAUGCUUCCUGAGGAGAAGAUGAGGAUGGUGAAGGAGAUUGAUGUGAAGACAGUAAUGCCAAGAAGAUUUUUUGCAGAUAUUGUUGUGAUUGGGAAUGCAGGGCAUGAAUGGGCUGUUGAUGUGUUUGAAAGAGUUUGCUUGAGGCAGCAAGGAGAAUGUGCAAAUGGCGAUAUUAGAUUAGUCGAUUUGAGCAGGGUAUGCAGCAUGAAUACGAAUGAUUGUAGGAACAAUGCAUGUGCGGUAUAUUUGUAUGGAGGCAAGUAUGCAAACAGUAAUGAAACUGCGGUUGCCAACUUUGUGCAGCAUGCAUGCAAGGGGAUGUUUUUUGAUCAGUUGCGGACCAAAGAGGAGCUUGGAUAUAUUGUGUGCUGUAGGAUGGCGUAUGUUGAAUACGAGCAGUAUAUAUCGUUUGUAGUGCAGAGUGAGAGGGAUGUGGAGUACUUGGAGGGCAGGAUCAAGAAGUUUAUUGGGGGCUUAAAUGAGUAUUUUGCAGAGAUGGGAGACGAAGAGUUUGAUAAGUUUAGGAGUGCCGUUGUGAUGCACUUUGAGGAGAAGAAGAAGAACUUUGGGCUGUAUGGAGACGGAAUAUGGACGAAUUAUGGACGAGGAGUAAGUGAUCUUGCGUAUGAGAAGAGGGUUUGCGAGGCAGUGAUGGGUGUUACGAAGCAUGAUCUGAGCAAUAUUGACUGGCUGGAUCACUGUUAUGUGGUACGAGUGUUUGCACACUGA